This is a messenger RNA of Nanorana parkeri, 930 nucleotides long. Its product is annotated as poly(U)-specific endoribonuclease-D-like. The transcript is spliced from 7 exons. Bases 1 to 930 code for a protein of 309 amino acids. NCBI's taxonomy places the organism in Eukaryota, Metazoa, Chordata, Amphibia, Anura, Dicroglossidae. The record is from RefSeq and is a predicted model, not a curated record. Gene Ontology annotation, molecular function: RNA endonuclease activity.
AUGAGGCCCUCCUUCCAUCUCCUGUGGUUUUUGCCAUGUCUUGUCUUUGGAGUUCACCUGCCAGAUCCAAGAGAACUCGUUGAUCAAGAACCACAGGUGUUUGCCGCCACCAAUGAUGAAAUUACCAAUUUAGUUGAGCAGCUGUAUUCUGCAGAUGUUAACAAAGCCGCCAGUGGUGACAUUACUUUAAACAAACAGUACUUGGCAUCCAGCUCCCAGACAAACUCCGGAACAGACUUUUCCAGCCAAAAGUUUUUCAGCUAUGUGAAUGAGGCCAAACUGUUUGCUCGUCCAACCUUUUCCCGGUACAUUGCUCUGCUUGACAAUUACGUGAAGACCUCUGGAACAGCAGAGACAGUGACCAGCGGAGAGGUCACAGAACAAAAUGCAUUUGUUGAUGAAGUCUUUAAGACUUCUAUCUUCAGUUUACUUUCCAAUUUCUUAGUUUCCAAAGGUUAUUAUACGUCUUCCGCAAGCUUUAAGGAUGACCUGAAGUUGAUGUGGUUUGGACUGUAUACCCGCACCAAAGGGCCCUUGGAUUCUUCAGGCUUUGAGCACAUUUUCCAUGGUGAAAUCCAUAAUGGAAAGAUCUCUGGCUUCCACAGCUGGAUACAGUUCUACCUGCAGGAAAAGUCUGGUCAAAUUAACUACCUGAGUUACAGUGCAGAUGGACCUUGGACAAGUUAUCCUGAUGUAAUCGGAGCUCAGUUUACUUGGUCAGGCUACCUGAAGAACAUCGGUUCAAUGUUUAUUGGAAGCAGUCCUGAGUUUGAUCUUGCAGUUUUCACUGUGUGUUAUGUGACUCGCCCUGACAGUGUAUGCACUGUCAGAAUGGGAGGCCAGACUCUUAGGAUUCAAACCUAUACCUGGGCCAAUUCAACUUAUGGAAAUGCCAAGAGAUACGUGGCAUCUUCUUAUCCUGUGGUUUAA